CAUUUAAAAAAACAAACAAAAGAAGAAGAGAGAAACUGUUGUGUUUGAUGGUGUUCGCUUUUGUUCAAUAGGAGCGACCUUUGGAUUUUCCAGCCAUGUAGAUAAAUGAUUAUAAAUUAGAUUGUAGCAGAAUCGCUAAAUGUUUAAUUUAGUUGUAAAUAAGUGUCAGUGACCGUUUGUGCUGUGCAGUGUGAGAGGAAAUUCCAGCCUGAUUAGCAGCGCAGUGUUUCUUCCUGCAGUGGAUUUCCAGGUCGGAGAAGGAUGGGGUCGCUCGGGAGUCGCUUCCAAGCCGCUCCCCACCGCCUCGGCGAGACGACGCAACCGCACUGCACUGGAAGCACACACACCUGCGAGUGCAAGAAAAGGAAACGAAGCUCACAAUGCGAGUAUGACAGUGACCCAGAGGAGGAGGACAGUCUGCUGGACACACCUUGCAGGAAAAAGCUGAAGAGCACGUCCAAGUACAUUUAUCAGACGCUGUUCCUGAACGGAGAGAACAGCGACAUCCGGAUCUGCGCGCUCGGCCAGGAGUGGAACCUGCACAAAGUUUACCUGUGUCAGUCGGGAUACUUCUCCAGCAUGUUCAGCGGCUCCUGGAAGGAAUCCAACAUGAUGGUCAUCCAGUUGGAGAUCCCAGACCAGAACAUCGACACUGAAGCUCUUCAGGUGGUGUUUGGCUCGCUCUACAGAGAUGAUGUUCUGAUCAAACCCAGCCGUGUUGUCAGUAUCCUGGCGGCCGCCUGCAUGCUCCAGCUGGAUGGGCUAAUCCAGCAGUGUGGUGAAUCCAUGAAGGAGAACAUAAGCGUGAAGACGGUGUGCGGUUUCUACGCCGCCGCUAACAUGUACGGCCUGGACUCGGUCACGAAGAAGUGUUUGGAGUGGCUUCUCAAUAACCUGAUGACUCAUCAAAACGUGGACCUCAUGAAGGAGCUGGGGGUGGAAAUCAUCGAGCAGCUGAUUCAGUCCUCGGAUCUUUUUGUCAUGCAAGUCGAGAUGGACGUGUACACCGCUCUGAAGAAGUGGAUGUUCCUGCAGCUCAAUCCGUCGUGGGAUGGUCCCAUCAAGCAGCUUCUGGUCGAUGCAGAUACGUGGCUGUGUAAAAGAAGAAGCGAGCUUGGAGAGGACGAGCCGUUUCUGUGCACGGACCAGGGCUCGCCUUUUACCCCCGUCUUCAGACACAUCCGCCUGCAGUACAUCAUCAACGACCUGGCGUCGGCCCGCAUCCUCGAGAGGGAUAACAUCGUUCCGCCCGACUGGUUGUCCAGGAUAUACAAGCAGCAGUGGUUCGCCAUGCUUCGAACCGAGCACGACAAUGACAACGGACCUCAAGAGGCCAAUAAGGAGGAAUUUGAGCAGAACAGCAUGCGCUGCGGUCGAAAACUGAACAAAGAUGGAGAUUACUGCUGGAGAUGGACCGGUUUUAAUUACGGCUUCGAUCUGCUGGUCACCUACACCAACCGCUUCAUCGUGUUCAAGAGGAAUACGCUCAGUCAGCCAUGCGGGGGCGCGGUCAGCCUACAGCCACGACGACACCUUGCUUUCAGGUUACGGCUCGCGUCGUUCGACAGCUGCGGCAAACUGAUAUGCAGCCGAUCUACAGGCUACCAGCUGCUCACUCUGGAGAAGGAUCAGGAGUACGUGGUGAUGAACCUGGACAGCCGUCUCCUGUCUUUCCCACUCUAUGUCUGCUGUAACUUCCUGUACACUUCCCCCUCCCCCGAGCGCCGGGCCGACGCCGGCGAAUCAGAAAGCAGCGCCCGCAGCAAGUCGUGACCCUCCGGCCAAUCAGCUCCGUCCUGAUCUUGUGACAUCAUUACGUCCCGCUUCCAGCUCGCUCACUUUUUUACCAUCAGUUUUCUAUAGCUUGUGUUAUUUUUACUUUUUUUUUUAAAAAACAAAACAAAAAAAACUGUAUAUGGAUUGUAUUAAUUUGUUUUAUUUUACUUUUAUAUUUAUUUCUAAAUGUUUUUUAUUAUUUUGGUAUAAGUAAACCCAAAACAAACUACAGGCACAGUGAGUGCAUGUUAUACUUUUAGUUCUUCUGUUAUAGAAAUGGGAUUUGUACAAAGUUCACUGUUGUAUUCUUGUCUGUUCAUACUGUAUAUAGUUUUGAUUUUGCCAGGCAUUCCUAUUUAUUCAGUGUGGUGUUUGUUUUUUUUGUACUGUUUAAAAGAAAAAGAAACUGGUGCUUUUUCUUCCAGUGCAGCUCUAUUCCAAGAUACAGACAUCACUUUAUGAACAAUUGGCCAUUUCAUAUUUUCUGUCAUUAUAUUGUGAAUAUGUACACAUGACGAUGAAUGUGUCUUGGUUAAAUGUAGAUGAUGUGUGCACUAUGGGCCAAAAUAACACCUUCACAUUCAGGCAUGAGGAUCUAAUCAGCACUGUCUGGGGCGUGUGAUCAGACCAGAGCCUAAUCGCCAAAAAAUAAAUAAACUGAUGAAAAACAGGUACUUUG
Messenger RNA from Ictalurus punctatus (channel catfish), 2455 nucleotides. It is a transcript of the gene gmcl1, whose product is annotated as germ cell-less, spermatogenesis associated. The record is from RefSeq and is a predicted model, not a curated record. The transcript has 15 exons. Gene Ontology annotation, biological process: germ cell development. Lineage: Eukaryota; Metazoa; Chordata; Actinopteri; Siluriformes; Ictaluridae. Gene Ontology annotation, molecular function: protein binding. Bases 262 to 1773 code for a protein of 503 amino acids.